Vicia faba (fava bean) is the source of this 1398-nucleotide messenger RNA. Lineage: Eukaryota; Viridiplantae; Streptophyta; Magnoliopsida; Fabales; Fabaceae. The record is from the annotation of a GenBank genome assembly.
AUGUCUAUGUCUCUUUCUUUUCUUCGUUUCUCUUGUUCCUCUCAUUCAAUUUCACCCUCUUUAUCUCAUCUUCCUCCUCAAUUACCAAACUCUCGUGCUUCCCAUUUCGUUUUCUGCCGCUAUAGACGCACUCACAUUGCUUGUUCAUCUUCUUCCAUUCGCCGUCGUCUCUGCAAACUCCGUUCCUUUUCCAGCCUCAGCGGAGCUUCUGAAUUUGACAGUAUAAGUCAAAGGAGCCAUGACGAAGAAGAAGAUGAUGAACAACAAAUUAGAACUAGAGCUAGUAAUGAGGAUGAAGUAGACGAUGAUGAAGAAGAUGAACAAGAGUUUAUUAGCUCUUAUGUUUUCCCUGAAAGAUGGGAUGUCUUAGGUCUUGGACAGGCCAUGGUGGACUUUUCUGGCACAGUUGAUGAUGAGUUCCUGGAGAAUUUAGGAUUAGAAAAGGGAACAAGGAGACUUGUAAAUCAUGAGGAAAGAGGUAGAGUUUUGCAGGCCAUGGAUGGUUGCAGCUAUAAAGCCGCUGCUGGUGGAUCUCUUUCUAAUACCUUAGUUGCCCUGGCAAGGCUUGGAGGUCGCUCCCUCCGAGAACCUGCUAUAAAUGUCGCAAUGGCUGGCAGUGUCGCAAGCGAUCUAUUGGGUGGUUUCUACAGGGAAAAAUUACGCCGAGCAAAUGUGCAAUUUCUGUCUGUGCCUAUCAAGGAUGCCACAACUGGAACUGUUAUAGUUCUUACCACUCCAGAUGCUCAUCGCACAAUGCUUGCAUAUCAGGGCACAUCUUCAACUGUUAACUUUGACACUUCCUUGGCAAGUGCAGUUUCUAAGACCAACAUACUUGUUGUUGAAGGGUAUCUAUUUGAACUUCCCGACACUAUCAGAACAAUAACAAAAGCAUGUAUGGUAGCUAGGAGUAAUGGUGCCCUGGUUGCAGUAACAGCUUCAGAUGUCUCCUGCAUCGAGAGACAUUUUGAUCAUUUCUGGGAGAUCAUAGGCAAUUAUGCAGAUUUAAUCUUCGCAAACGUUGAUGAGGCGAGAGCUCUUUGUAAUUUGGAUGCAAAGGAGAGCCCUGUUUCUGUUGCAAAGUAUCUAAGUCAGUUUGUCCCUCUAGUAUCUGUUACGGACGGUAUCAAAGGCUCUUACAUAGGCGUAAAAGGUGAAGCCGUAUACAUCCCUCCUACUCCAUGUGUUCCAGUAGAUACAUGUGGUGCUGGUGAUGCAUAUGCUUCUGGCAUUUUGUAUGGUGUUUUACGAGGCAUGUCGGAUGUGAGAAGUAUCGGUACAAUAGCAGCUAAGGUUGCAUCCACUGUUGUUGCGCAGCAGGGAACGAGGCUUCGAAUUUCAGAUGCAGUUAAAUUGGCUGAAUCUUUUGCGUUUCAACUUAAUGCAUCAUCGACGGUUUGA